Molecule: messenger RNA, 795 nt
Organism: Saprolegnia parasitica CBS 223.65
Lineage: Eukaryota; Oomycota; Saprolegniomycetes; Saprolegniales; Saprolegniaceae
Exons: 3
Coding region: 1-795 (264 amino acids)
Source: RefSeq, a predicted model, not a curated record
AUGACGAGCAAGAGACCCUCCAAGAAACAUGCCAAGAAGGGCUCCUUCAAGCCGAAGAAGAAGAACGGAAAGCGCACGUGGACGGCGACCGAGGACUUGAUUGUCAUGCUCACGGACACGAAAACAGCGACAUGGACCGAGGUCGCCAAGCUGUUGCCGGGCCGCGAUCCCCACGACUGCCGUCAACGCUUUCAUAGCCUGCGAGCGGGGAAAAAGGGUCGCUGGAGCGAGCUCGAAGCGGCCUGGCUUUGCUACGCGAUGUACAUCACGCAACACGUGCCCCACCACGGCCGGUGGCUCCUCGUCGCCCGCAUCGUGGGCACUCGGAGCUACAGGCAAGCUGCGUUCAAGUGGGCGGCUAUGGAGGCGAAGGGGACGGCAGUUGUGCUGACGUCGAAGCCGGCCGAGGCAACCGGAGACCAAGAGGCGGCGAUCAACAAAGCGACAAACCUGGACCAAGCACCAACCAUGCCAAUGUUGAUGGCGCCCGACCUGUACACGACGUGGACAGAGGCCACGGACGAGGUCACGGACGAAGACGUCGGUGCAUUUUUGAGCGACGUGCGUUUUGGGGACGACGCGAUGCUUGGUACCGUGGACGCCAGCCGUGUCGUGGCCGCCAACGUGACGACGGACAACUUCUCGAUGUACGAUAUUGGGAUCCAAGUGCCCUGCCCGAUGGAGGAUUUUGCGCUGGCGCCCGUUGCCACUGCCACCGUCGCCAGUGUGAGCGCCGCCGCCGACUGGUUCUGCACCGAGUUUCUGCCCAGCUUCCACGCGCAGCAAGUGUCCUAG